Diplodia corticola is the source of this 1752-nucleotide messenger RNA. Its product is annotated as fad binding domain protein. The transcript has 3 exons. Gene Ontology annotation, molecular function: oxidoreductase activity; FAD binding. Bases 1 to 1752 code for a protein of 583 amino acids. The record is from RefSeq and is a predicted model, not a curated record. Lineage: Eukaryota; Fungi; Ascomycota; Dothideomycetes; Botryosphaeriales; Botryosphaeriaceae.
AUGAUGCGCGUUUCAUACUCUUGCACUGUCGCUCUCAACGCGCUUUUGUUUUCGGCAAUUGCAGUCACUGCCCAAAACUCGACCGACUGUAAAUGCAUUCCCGGUGAUGCUUGCUGGCCGGCGGCCGAGGCUUGGGCAGAGCUCAACACCACCGUGUCCGGCAAGCUUAUCGCCAACAAACCGCUGGCACACGUCUGCCACGACCCGGACUACGACGAAGCAGCCUGCACGGAGCUCAAGUCGGAAUGGGUUUGGCCACUCGUAUUCCAAGACGCGCCCACAGCCAUGAUGGACCCCGUCUGGCAAAACUGCACUCCCUACACCCCGCGCGAGCAGCCGUGCGAACUCGGCCAGGACGCCGUCUACUCCAUCAACGUGACCUCCGCCUCCGACAUGGCCGCCGGCGUCAAGUUCGCCGCCGCAAACAACAUCCGCCUCGUCGUCCGCAACACCGGGCACGACUUCCUCGGCAAAAGCACCGGCACCGGCUCCCUCAGCCUCUGGACCCACAACAUGCGCGACAUCGCCCUCAUCCGCAACUACACCGACCCCUCCACCACCUACACCGGCCCGGCCCUCAAACUCGCCGCCGGCGUCCGCGGCACCGACGCCCUCUCCGCCGCCAGCGCCAGCAACCUCGUCGCCCUCGUCGGCAACUGCCCCACCGUCGGCCUCGUCGGCGGCUGGACCCAAGGCGGCGGCCACAGCGCGCUGUCGUCCACCCACGGCAUGGGCGCCGACCAAGUCCUCGCCUGGGACGUCGUCACCGCCGCGGGCGCCCUCCUCACCGCGACCCCGACCGAGCACCCGGACCUCUACUGGGCCAUGUCCGGCGGCGGGCCCGGCGCCUACGCCGUCGCCGCCGCCGUCACCAUCCGCGUCUUCCCCGACCAGCGCGUCGGCGGCGCGGCGCUGGCCUUCGCGAGCCCCGCGGCUAACAGCAGCAGCAGCGCCGCUGAGGCCGACGCCUACUGGAACGCCGUCCGCGCCUUCCUCGCGGCGCUGCCGCAAAUCGUCGACUUGGGCGGCCACGUCGGCUUCAGCCUGUCCGCGGCCGGCUUCCGCAUCCUGCCGCUGACGCUGCCGGGGGCGGACGAGGCGGACACGCGGGCCGCGAUGGCGCCGUUCGUGGAGGAGCUGACGGCGCUGGGCGUGCCGUUUUCGUACAACGUGACGAGCUUCGCGACGUUUGAAGAGCACUACGACGCGUAUCUGGGGCCGAUCCCGCGGGGGACGAUGAACAUCAACGUGAUGAUGGGGGGGAGGCUGGUUCCGCGGGAGGUGGUGGAGCGGGAUAACGGGACGGCGGUGGCGGGGGCGUUGAGGGAGUUGAGGGGGGGCGAGGGGGCGGUGCCGGGGCUGAUUCUGGCGGGGGUGGCGAUGAGGGGGACGGAUGCGCGGAGGGCGGUGGCGCCGAAUGCGUUGUUGCCGCAGUGGAGGGGCAGUUUGGUUUCGGUGCUGGCGGCUGUGCCGUGGGAUUUUGCGGCCGCGGACGAGGUUAAUCGGGAGAGGGAGAGGGCGUUGAAUGAGGUGGUGGUGCCGAGGUUGGAGGCGUUGACGCCGGGGAGUGGGACGUAUUUGAAUGAGGCGAGUUAUCUGAAUCCGAACUGGAAGGAGGAUUAUUAUGGGGUGAAUUAUGAGAGGUUGAGGGAGGUGAAGGGGGCUUGGGAUCCGGAGGGGUUGUUUUACGGGCCGACGAUGGUGGGGAGUGAUGAGUGGGUGGAGAGGGAUGGGAGGCUUUGUAGGGUGUAG